Molecule: messenger RNA, 3156 nt
Organism: Anguilla anguilla (European eel)
Lineage: Eukaryota; Metazoa; Chordata; Actinopteri; Anguilliformes; Anguillidae
Product: zinc-binding protein A33-like
Exons: 6
Coding region: 593-2209 (538 amino acids)
Molecular function (GO): protein binding; zinc ion binding
Source: RefSeq, a predicted model, not a curated record
AAAUUAAAUAAGAUGUAUUCUAAAGCAAUGCUACCCAAUAUUUCCUCAGUUCUUUCAAGUUCUUACACUGCAUGACUGGACUGUUUAGCUUUUGAAAGGUUGUGACAUUUGACCAAUGGCAACAGUUACACCACACGAUAGCCUGUCCUCACCAAAAGGCUGAAGUGAAGUAAAACAAAGACAGCCAUUACACUGCAUGACUGGACCACCGAGCAUUUGUUGGCGUGUCCCCAAAAUACAUAUUCCUUCCCUGACCACUGAUGGCCGAGAUAUAGAGUAUAAUACAAUUAUAUUUAAUUUUAUCUGAAUUUCCUAAAAUUUAUAUAAUUAACAAUGCUUUUUUUUCUUUUUCUUUUUUUACUUGGCUAUGUAAUUUUCAAGCUAAGUAAACCUCUGUUGUAAUGUUCUUGCUCAUGCAUUCUUCACACAGCUGAAGUGCAUCUCAUGAGGGCACAAUCCAUGCAAGACUUGUCCUGUAAAACGUAUCCAAUUGUGCUUGUUAUUAUACACUACAGAACAUUUUAUUAACAGUUCUUUAAUAGUUUAUAUAAACGGACCACUACCACAUUCCAACACACACUCAUGCAGACGCAUGCUGCGUAAAGGUGAUGAUGGACUUGCUUUUGGAAUACUUCCUGAAUUAAACUUGUUUGACUGGAAUAUCCAGGAAGUGUGCAACAGAGGUGAACCUUUAACAAUGGCAGAGAGACCACUUCUCACGGAGUUCCUUCGCUGUCAUGUUUGUUCUGAAAUUUUCAAAGACCCUGUGUCUCUUCACUGCAACCACAGCUUCUGUAAAAUGUGUAUUUAUCGGUUAUGGGAGAAGAAAAAUAUCAGAAACUGCCCCAUUUGUAACAGAAGAUCUUCUAUGACUCAGCCUGAUGUGAAUUUUAGCCUGAAAGUGCUCGCAGACUCGUAUGUACAGAGGAAGGAAUCGGAAGCAGGUGAAGAGAAGGAGGUAGACUUCAGUAAAGAGAGAGUUACUGAAGAGGAGAUAGUGAAAGUCUUUCGUAAAGAGGGAUCUGUUGGAGGAGUGGAGAGAGUGACGAUGUGCAACAAACACACGGAGAGGCCCAGGUGGUUCUGUGUGGACGAGAGGAUGGCUUUGUGUCCUCUCUGUGAAUCUGAACAUCACUCCACUCACAAAAUAAUCUCUCUGGAGGAGUCUGUGUCUGACCUGAAGGAAAAGCUUAAAAGAAGCCUCAAACCUGUGCAGGAUCAACUAGUAAAGUGCCAAAAAUUCAAAACCCAAUAUGAGAAAGUGGUACAAUGCACAAAGAAACAAGCAUUGGUAACCGAGAAGCAGAUUAAGGCAGAGUUUGAGAAGCUCCACCAGUUCCUGCGAGAGGAAGAGGAGGCCAGACUGGCAGCACUGAGGGAGGAAGAGAAGAAGAAGGGGGAGGCUAUCAUUGAAGAGCUCAAGAAGAUCCAGGAGCAGAUCUCGUGUCUCUCAGAUAGGAUCAGCACAGUGGAACAGGAACUGAAGGAACAGGAUGUGCCGUUCCUUAAGAAGUUCAGCCAGACCUCAGUGAGAGCCCAGUGCACACUGCAGGAUCCAGAGCUGCUCUCAGGGGCACUGAUAGAUGUGGCCAAACACCUGGGCAACCUGAAGUUCAGAGUCUGGGAGAAGAUGCUGGAGAUGGUGCAGUACACUCCUGUGACCUUGGACCCAAACUCUGCACAUCCCAGACUUUCUUUGUCUGAUGACCUAACCAAUGUGAGAUAUGCUGACAUUACACAGCCACUUCCUGACAACCCAGAGAGGUUUAAUUACUGUGUGAACGUGUUGGGCUCAGAGGGGUUUACCUCAGGGAAACACAGCUGGGAGGUGGACGUGAAGAACAAACCUCAGUGGACCAUAGGAGUGGCUAAAGAGUCUAUCGGCAGGAAGGGACAGGUCACAUGCAGCCCACUGAGGGGAUACUGGGUUCUGUUGCUGAGGGAUGGCGAUCAGUAUUACUCGGCUUCUGGAACACACCUCACCCUUGAGAGGAAACCCCAGAAGAUCAGAGUGGAGCUGGACUAUGACAAGGGAGAGGUGUCCUUCUUCGACCCCAGUGACAUGUCGCAUAUUUACACUUUUAUAGAUACUUUUACAGAGAGGGUCUUCCCAUAUAUAUCUCCCUGUGGAAAUGACGAUGGCAGUAACCCUGGAGCUCUGCAGAUAUGCCCAUUGAAGGUUUCUAUAACAGUGGUGCCACUACAAUGAUGCUGUUGUUCAGAGUGAUAUCAGAAAAAAAUAUUUACUGGGAUGACUGUCUAUUCUGUGUCCAGAUUUAAAUCGCUUUUGAAGACCAACCUUUCCAGGAUUGUUUUUAAAUUUUCUGUAAUGACAUGUACUAUCAUACUUGACUGUAGUUAUUCGUUUUGGUUUUCCUAUUUUGAAAAAUAACAGAAAUAAAUAAAAUCUCCUUGAUGCAAAGCACUCUGUGAACAGACUGUUGAAAGGUGCUAUAUAGGUCCAGUCAAUCUUUUAUUAUUAAAAUUAAUUAAUUGAGUGUGUAUAGCAAGACAAGUAAGAAGGGCAGUUAGGAGCUCCUGUAAGGUAAGAAACAACGAUUAACAUGACAGUUAAUUUGAACUUAAAACAGACAAGGCAAGGGAACUGACUACUGUUAACAGUUAAAGAAGGCUUAAAUCACGCAUCUUAACAAUUAGUGGUAUUAGUGCCAACAAGACAACAACAGCAAACAAUGUGAAUUACUUGGAACUGACAUGAAUUGCUAAUAUUUAGCCAGACAAAAAUGCAAAAAAAUGGCUUCCUAUUAAUUUCUGUUGUAUAACAUAACACAGAAGUUGAGCUGCAUUGUUUGCAUUGUCCUGCCCCAAUCCCCACAACACACACACAUAAAAUCUGUUGGAUAAUUCAAGAAUGUUUGUUUUGUUGUUUUUGCAAUGAACCCUUGAAUAUUUUAAUUUCAUUUUCAUCAUGAAUUCUAUUUCAGUGUGCUUUUUUUCAGUAUUCAGCUGAUAUGUAUGUGAAUGCUGGAUAACGUAGCACUUCUGUACACAUUGUAAGAAAGUUGUUAGCAAUGUCACGGGUCACAAAUCAGUGCCUUUGGUUUGUAGGUAGUGCCUUUGGGGCGACUUUGUAGGUAGUGCCACUGGGGCGACAUAGCUCAGGAGGUAAGACUGAUUGUCUGGCAGUCAGAGGGU